GUCACUAAAAGUUAGACCCAGACCCUCACGCUGGUGUUUAUCGUUUUCUAGUAUUUGUAUGGCAAUUGUGCCCUCGAGAAUGAGCCAACAGGAUGAGAGCAGCAACAACAAUAAUCAUCGUCGUCACGAGGAAGACGACGAGGAAACCGACGACCAUGAACACGACGUUGUCAUGCCCGGAUUCCGCUUCCACCCCACGGAGGAAGAGCUUGUCGAGUUCUACCUUCGCCGUAAGGUGGAGGGCAAGCCUUUCAACGUUGAGCUCAUCACUUUUCUCGAUCUUUAUCGCUACGACCCAUGGGAACUUCCUGCAUUGGCGGCUAUAGGGGAGAAGGAGUGGUUCUUCUAUGUGCCGAGAGACCGGAAAUAUAGGAACGGGGACAGGCCGAACAGGGUGACAACGUCGGGGUACUGGAAGGCCACCGGCGCCGACAGGAUGAUCCGGAGCGAGAAUUUCCGGUCGAUUGGGCUGAAGAAGACACUGGUUUUCUACACCGGGAAAGCCCCCAAAGGGAUCCGGACUAGCUGGAUUAUGAACGAGUACCGCUUGCCUCACCACGACACUGAACGCUUACAAAAGGCUGAGAUUUCUCUUUGCCGAGUCUACAAACGAGCCGGAGUGGAAGACCACCCAUCACUGCCGCGCAGCCUUCCCACGGCGAGGGCAACGCCGUCCGCUUGCCGGCCUCCGCCGCACGCGGCCAAGAAGCCGCCGCACCACUCCCUACCGCCUUUCGAGUUCCCCAGAACCACCGCCAACAUGGAAGCCGCUGCCACUUCUCUCGUCCUCUCCCAACCCACCAAUUCAAUGAACUCAUACACCCCCGCCCCGCCGGCGCCGCCUUUGGCGGCGGCGGUGGCUUCCGAAGAAGAAAAAUUGCUUCUAACUUCUCCCGUCGUCUUCCCCGGCGGUUCCUCCUCUCCGGCGGCCCCCUUCGCCGCCGUCGAUGACCUCCAUAGGCUAGUGAACUUACACCAAGUUGCCGCACCCCAACAUUUUCUCACGCCCCAGUUCUCCCCUUUGCAAUUGCAGCCGCCAUUAACGUUCCCCGAUAGGCUGUGGGAUUGGAGCUCACUGGCGCCGCCGCCGGAGCAAAACAAGGACUAUGGAGCCUCCAACCCAUUCAAGUAAUGCAUUGCACAUAUAAAUUAUUGCUACCUUAUUUCUAUAUAUAUAUAUAAAUAUGUACAUGGAUAUAUAUAUAUAUGUUUUUAUCUCUUU
This is a messenger RNA of Ipomoea triloba (trilobed morning glory), 1222 nucleotides long. Its product is annotated as NAC domain-containing protein 35-like. The record is from RefSeq and is a predicted model, not a curated record. Gene Ontology annotation, biological process: regulation of DNA-templated transcription. Bases 59 to 1132 code for a protein of 357 amino acids. Gene Ontology annotation, molecular function: DNA binding. Lineage: Eukaryota; Viridiplantae; Streptophyta; Magnoliopsida; Solanales; Convolvulaceae. The transcript is spliced from 3 exons.